Messenger RNA from Centruroides sculpturatus (bark scorpion), 2144 nucleotides. RefSeq names its product protein tramtrack, beta isoform-like. The transcript has 6 exons. The record is from RefSeq and is a predicted model, not a curated record. Gene Ontology annotation, molecular function: protein binding. Gene Ontology annotation, biological process: regulation of transcription by RNA polymerase II. Gene Ontology annotation, cellular component: nucleus. Bases 450 to 2024 code for a protein of 524 amino acids. Lineage: Eukaryota; Metazoa; Arthropoda; Arachnida; Scorpiones; Buthidae.
GUGAAAAUCUGGCAACAGCGCUCUCUACUCGCAGCUGUUCGAAUUUUGAUUUGAAAAUAGAAAUCAUAUUAAGUCGUGAGUCUGAACUAAUUAUUUAAGAAACUUGUCAUUUUAACAUAUAAUUGUUAUUUUUAAUUACAAUGAAUUCUGAAGAUUUUUUCCAGUAAAUUAUCCAGUUGUCAGGAUUGGAGAAACCACGCUUUUGCACUUCAUAAUUUUUAUAAAAUUAAAUCUCCAGAAUUUUUAUUGACCCAUAGCUUCUCUAGAGGAGAAAAUAAACUAUGUUCUUUGGCUGGCUGAGCUGAAAUCUAUCACUUCUGUUUAAAGUCUGGAGCAGAUAGUUGAUGCCAUUGCUUUUGACAUAAUGUCAGAGGCAACAUUACAGUCACAUAACUGUUUUUCUUCAAUGAUCUGAUUAUUUAUUCAUUAUAAAAUUUAGGAUAUUUACAAUGGGUUCUGAACAAUUUUAUGUGAAAUGGAAUAAUCAUCAGCCAAAUAUGAUUGCUGUGUUUGAUCAAUUGCUUACAAAUGAAACAUUUGUGGAUGUAACAUUAGCAUGUGAAGGUGUAAGACUAAAAGCUCACAAAAUUAUUCUUUCUGCUUGCAGUUCCUUUUUUCAGAAUUUAUUUUUGGAAAACCCAUGUAAGCAUCCAAUUGUAAUCAUGAAAGAUGUAAAAUACACAGAAUUGAAAACAGUAUUGGAUUUUGUAUAUAAAGGCGAAAUUAAAGUGACUCGAGAUCAGCUGACAGGACUCAUUAAAUUAGCAAAAUUACUGAAUAUAAAAGGCUUAGAAGAGGUUAAAGAUGAUGAACAACCUAUUUCAAAUAACGAAGCUCAAACAACUGCACCAAACUUGGUAUCAUCACAACAACAGCUGGUUUAUACAUUUCAGUAUGUUCCUUCGCCAUUUAUUCCAAUUCAGCCACGAUAUAAUAUGAUACUACAUGCUGUAGAAAAAAAUGAAAAAAGCAAUAAAGAAAAAAGUUCAUCAGAUACAAACUCUCAUAAUUUAGAAUGUCAUAAUUCAAAAAUAAAUGACUCAGAUAAUGAAAAAUCUACUAAGGAAUCUUCUGAAAUGAACAUUGAUUCAAAUAGAAAGUUAGUAGUAAUUGAUGAUGAUUUAAAUAGUCAGAGUCAUGAUGAUGAUUCAUCUAACCCAUCAAUUAUGCAUUCUGAUGUGUGUAUAAAAGAGGAAAAAGCUUCGGAUGAUGACAGCAAUUACAAUGAAUAUUCAAAUUUUACUGACAGGAUUAGUGAAGAAACAAAUGUAAAAAUUAAAUCUAGUUUGACAUGCCAUGAAUCAAAAGGUUCGUCACAUGAAGAAAAUAGUGAAUAUAUGGAUAAUUCUACAGAUGAUUUUAUUUUACCUAGUCAAACUAAUUAUUUAUUGAAUAAACAAUCUGAAUUAAGAGAACAAGAUAUGUCUGAUAUCAAACCAAUAUUAAGAUUUGAUGAAUCUACAAAUUUACCAGUUGCAUCAUUUAAAAAUAAUAAUGUAUUCCCAGGAAUUUCUUCAUUACCUGGUCCAAGUAAUUAUUCACAAAGUUCAUGGUCUGUAUUACCACAGAAAGGUGAUAAAGUGUGUAAAGACUCUGAAGGCACAGAGAAGCAAUUUCUGUGUGGAAUUUGUAAAAAAAGAUUUAAAAAAUACAGUACUUUGAAGAUACAUCUAAGAACUCAUACAGGAGAGAGGCCCUUCAUGUGUGAUGUUUGCAAAAGAGGAUUUAGUCAAAAAAUUCAUUUAAAGAAACAUUUCAGAAUCCAUACAGGAGAAAAACCUUUUUGUUGUGAUGUUUGCUCUGAAAGGUUUUCAUUAAAAGGAAGUUUGAAAAUACAUCUUCGAAUUCAUACUGGAGAAAAACCUUUUACUUGCAGUUUUUGCAAACAGACAUUUGCUCACAGAAACACACUGAAUUACCAUUUAAAAACCCACACCAAUGAAGGCCCUUAUGUUUGUCAUCUUUGCCAGAAAACAUUUCCUAUUAAUAGUCGCUUAAAAAGACAUAUGCAAUGCCACUUAUAAAUUGGUUAAAAUGAAUGAAUUCAUAGAAAAUUAGCAAAUAGUAAAACUUUUUUAUCUAUAGUUGUUAUUAAAUAAAAUGCUAUAAACCAGGGGUGGCCAACCUGUGGCUUGCGAGCCACA